Molecule: messenger RNA, 600 nt
Organism: Paramuricea clavata
Lineage: Eukaryota; Metazoa; Cnidaria; Anthozoa; Malacalcyonacea; Plexauridae
Source: the annotation of a GenBank genome assembly
AUGGUUUGCAAGAGUUUCGUGAACAACUUACCCUUGCUUACUUAUCAGAAUGUAAUUGAUAUUGAAGAUUUUGUUUAUCUUUAUCAAACAAACCAAUCGCGAGAAAUUUUUCCAUAUUGGAAAUUUGACAAGUUUGAUUUUGAAUGUUGGGAUGAUACUGAAUGUCAUAAAGAGUUGCGAUUCAGGAAAAGUGAUAUCCCGAAACUACUUAACUGUCUUGGCAUUCCUGAUAAAAUAAUUUGCUGUCAGAGAACAUCUUGUAGUGGCUUGGAAGGUCUUUGCAUCCUUCUGAAAAGACUGGCCUACCCAUGUCGCUACACUGACAUGGUUAGCAGGUUUGGCCGUAACCCAACCGAAAUUUGCCUAAUCUUCAACCAAAUGAUUAGCCUUGUGUUUAAUGCACAUUAUCAUUGGCUUGAAAGCUUCGAGCAACCUUUCUUAUCUCCUGAAAACCUUGGCAGGUAUGCUGAUAGCACACACGCUCAUGGUGCACUGCUUCAAAACUGUUUUGGUUUCAUUGAUGGAACAGUUCGGAGAAUUACCAGGCCAAACCAGAAUCAACGAACCAUGUACAAUGGUUACAAAAGGAUCAUGCGAUGA